Mytilinidion resinicola is the source of this 924-nucleotide messenger RNA. RefSeq lists its product as uncharacterized. Lineage: Eukaryota; Fungi; Ascomycota; Dothideomycetes; Mytilinidiales; Mytilinidiaceae. The record is from RefSeq and is a predicted model, not a curated record. Bases 1 to 924 code for a protein of 307 amino acids. The transcript is spliced from 3 exons.
AUGGCACCCGCAUUGCUCCGGAACGAUUCUUAUGAUCUUGAACCUCGGAAAUCUCCGUCAUCUUCGAGAUCCAAGGUCACCUCUAUCCCUAAAGUUUCCGAAAUAGAUUUCAACGCAUACGAAACUGAAGAGCGUCUCAUCGACGAUAUCAUAUCAAGCCUCAAAGUUUCCGGCGGCUGCAUAAUACGCAGCAUGUACCAGCAAUCCACCCUCCAUGCCAUGGAGCAAGAAAUACGGCCCUAUAUAAAUGCCACCGGGAAAGCAACUAGUACCACCUUAUCGAACUCCUGGCAUGGCACUCAAUCCCGCACCAGCACCUCCGCCCCCCAACUCAGCACCACCGUCACUUUCUCCAUCUCCCCCGGCACGCCCGCACAGGGCCUCCACCGCGACGACGACAUCUACCACACCCAGCACCCCGCCGCGCCCUCGCACCACCUCGGCCGCGACACCAUGCUGUGCCUCUUCGUCGCCGGCAAGAAAUGCACACCCGCGAACGGUGCCACGCGCUUCGUCCCCGGGAGCCAUCUGUGGGACUACUGCGUGCCGCCGCCAACUUAUCCUUCAUCAGCCGACACGAACGGGAACGAGGAUGGGGAUCAUACGCUCUUCGCACAUGCGGCCAUGAAUCCCGGCGAUGCUUUCAUGAUGCUCGGCGGCACUUAUCACGGCGCGGGGUCGAACACCACGCGCGACGAGGAAAGGCUGGUGUAUGCGGCGUUUGCGACUAGGGGGUUUCUGAGGCAGGAGGAGAACCAGUAUCUGGCGAAUCACUUGGAGAGGAUACGGGAGCUGCCGAUAGAAUUGCAGCGGUUUGCGGGCUUUGGGGCGAGUAAGCCGUAUAUGGGGUGGGUGGAUAUGGAGGAGCCGGUGAGGUUGUUGAAUGGGGACGGGGUGGAGAUGGGGGAGGUGGAGUUUUGGUAG